Metschnikowia bicuspidata var. bicuspidata NRRL YB-4993 is the source of this 1690-nucleotide messenger RNA. RefSeq names its product hydroxymethylbilane synthase (gene HEM3). The record is from RefSeq and is a predicted model, not a curated record. The transcript has a single exon. Gene Ontology annotation, cellular component: cytoplasm. The coding region runs from base 175 to 1203 and encodes 342 amino acids. Gene Ontology annotation, molecular function: hydroxymethylbilane synthase activity. Gene Ontology annotation, biological process: heme biosynthetic process. Lineage: Eukaryota; Fungi; Ascomycota; Pichiomycetes; Serinales; Metschnikowiaceae.
CGAAAAAAGCAAAAAAAAAAAAAGUAAUCUGAGACUUCCCAAGCGAAAAAAAGUCACCACGCUCUCAGAACACACCAACAGCCGCCCUGUUGAUCUCUAGGAAACCCUGUAUCCACUAUUUCUGGACUCUGCUGCCCACCUUCUUCUUCCCCAGCCAUCACUAAAUUUGUCCUGAUGCCCCACAACACUAUGACCCAGAUUGAAGUCCCCGACAAUCAUGUGCAAAUCGGAGGCAGGAAGUCCAAGUUGGCUGUCAUCCAGCUGAAGCUUGUCAAGCAGCAGAUCGAGGACGCAUUUCCACAUCUCUCCUGCUCGGUCUUGGCUCUCAGUACGUUGGGGGACAAGGUGCAGCUGAAACCGCUCUAUUCGUUUGGCGGAAAGUCGUUGUGGACGAAAGAACUCGAGGCGCUUUUGAUGGAACCUAUCGGCGACUUUCCCCAGCUAGACUUGAUUGUACACUCCUUGAAAGACAUGCCCACAUACUUGCCCGAUGAGUUUGAGUUGGGGUGUAUUUUGGAACGAGAGGACCCACGAGACGUUCUUGUCAUGAAGAAAGGAUCGCCCUACAAACUGCUCCGUGACUUGCCGCAGGGCUCUGUCGUGGGAACUUCGUCUUUGAGAAGACAGGCUCAGCUCCUCAAAUCCUGCCCCCACCUCAACUUCCACGAUGUGCGAGGCAAUCUUGCUACGCGCUUGGCGAAGUUGGAUGACCCGGAGUCUCCUUAUGCGUGUAUUGUGUUGGCAGCGGCCGGGCUUAUCCGUGAAGGGUUGGCCGAGAGAAUCACGUGUCUGUUGGACGCCCCCGACAUGUACUAUGCUGUUGGACAGGGAGCGCUCGGCAUCGAGAUCAGAAGAGAGUGUCUGUUCAUGAAACCCCUCCUCUCCCACUUGGAACAUCGCCCGACAGCCUUUUGCUGCACAGCAGAGCGGACGAUGAUGAAGUUGUUGGAAGGUGGGUGCUCGGUGCCCUUGGGCGUGCAAACGAUAUACGACGACGAAACGGAGGAGCUUUUCUUCAAAGGCAUAAUCGUUAGCCCAGAUGGUACAGAAUCUGUCGAGGCUGAGGUGAGAGCUAUUGUCCGAAGCAAGAGUGACGCCGAGAAGGCAGGAGAGGAAAUGGCGCACAAGCUCACAGAGCUUGGCGGCAAGGAGAUAUUGAAUGCCAUCAACUUCGAAAAGAUCAACCAAGCGCCUCCUUCGUGAGGUGUGGCCACGGUUCCACGCCCUGCCACUCCUCCAGCGCUUGGCCAUAUCAUACAACAAACUGCAUUUUAAUUUCUUUCUGGGAUCGACAUUAUUCUUCUCGACUCUUUGCCAUCACAAACAUGUAAUGUGUUUGGCGGCUUCUGGCAUUGCUUUCUACAAAACGGUUAUUUAUACAUUCUUUUCACUGCUAAUAUUUUCUCACUUCUUUUUUUUUGUUUUUGGGGUUAUGGUUGUGUUCAUCGAAGAGGAAACCAAAAGGCUUAGAAUUUCACUGUAUAUAUUGAUUUAGAAAUAUUACGCUUUUAUUAGGCUCAUUCUAGCUUUCAUUAGGCUCAUUCUAGCUUUCAUUAGGCUCAUUCGGGCUUUUAUUAGGCUCAUUCGGGCUGCUGCGGAGGAAGCGAGGGCCAAUGCUGGGAGGCGGCGACCUUGGCCCUUCUCGGUCGGCAGUCAAAUGCCAACCAAACUUAACAUACUUGGAACUACG